Molecule: messenger RNA, 5802 nt
Organism: Megalopta genalis
Lineage: Eukaryota; Metazoa; Arthropoda; Insecta; Hymenoptera; Halictidae
Gene: PIP5K59B
Product: Phosphatidylinositol 4-phosphate 5-kinase 59B
Biological process (GO): phosphatidylinositol phosphate biosynthetic process
Cellular component (GO): plasma membrane
Molecular function (GO): 1-phosphatidylinositol-4-phosphate 5-kinase activity
Source: RefSeq, a predicted model, not a curated record
GCGUCCGGUCAAUAGGCGAAUAGCAGGGAGGCCGGAGGCGCUCUCGAGGUUCGUGGGUGUUCUCAGCCCGGAGCUGGAGAGGCUUUAGGGCCGCGCGCGUAUCGUUGCGAUUUUUCGGCGAGUGUCCGUCGCGAGCACGGUGGUUUCGUAGGAACGGUGUGUGGCCAGAGAACGGUUGGUGGUGUGUCCGUAACCGAAGAGAAAUAGAAUAAUGCACGGCGAGAGACUGCGCGUCGCGUACGCGUCGGUCUGAGCUCUGCCUCGGCGUGUUCGUGCACACCGGACUCUCGCGAAAGAUGCUGGCGUGCGAGGCAACGACAGAGGAGGCGCGUUCGCGAAACUGUCAAGAAGAUCGUCCUCGCGGCCGUACGUGAGUCAGUGCGCUCUCGGUGGAUCGAAGGACGAGAACACGCGCGUACAAAAUGGCUUCGGGCGACAAUGUGGACGUGAUCGAGGUGGUCGAGACGAGCUUCACGGGCCCGACUCUGGCCGCGGAGGACCAUCUCAGGCCCGACCAGUCCGCGGACGAGGACAAUAAAUCGACGGGGGACAAGGUGACGGCGUUUGACAGCUCGGUAACACAGCAUGGCACCACGGGGCUCAAAACCCCUGCGGGGGUGUCGAGGAACAAGUCGGAGCGAGAAAGAAAGAUUGGCCACAGAAGAGUUGGGGUGGGAGGUGAAAUCACGUACAAAAAGAUCCAAACGACACAAAUCAUGGGAUCGAUACAAUUGGGCAUCCAGCACGCGGUCGGCGGUCUGGCGAGCAAGCCGGAGCGUGAUCUGUUGAUGCAGGAUUUCAUGACCGUCGAAACGACGAAUUUCCCCAGCGAAGGCUCGAAUCACACGCCGGCUCACCAUUUCUCCGAGUUUAAGUUCAAAAAUUACGCACCCAUUGCAUUUCGUUACUUUCGAGAUCUCUUCGGCAUCCAACCGGACGACUUUUUAAUGUCGAUGUGCAGCGCACCGUUACGCGAAUUAUCGAAUCCAGGCGCUAGUGGGAGUAUCUUCUACCUAACCGAUGAUGACGAGUUCAUCAUAAAGACUGUGCAACACAAAGAGGGAGAGUUUCUGCAGACCCUACUUCCUGGAUAUUACAUGAACCUGAAUCAAAAUCCGAGGACGUUACUGCCAAAGUUCUUCGGGUUGUAUUGCUAUCGUUGCAAUAGCAAGAAUGUUAGAUUAAUCGCCAUGAAUAACCUGCUGCCCUCGUCGGUGAAGCUACAUCAGAAAUACGAUCUGAAGGGUUCAACGUACAAACGAAAGGCGUCGAAAACAGAAAGGUCCAAGUCUUCUCCGACGUACAAGGACUUGGAUUUCAUGGAGCAUCAUUCUGACGGGAUCUUCUUGGAGGCGGACACCUACAGCGCUUUGGUGAAAACGAUCCAGAGAGACUGCAGGGUGUUGGAGAGCUUCAAGAUUAUGGACUACUCGCUGCUCGUUGGCAUCCAUAAUCUCGAUCAGGCUGCCAGGGAGAAAGCGCAGGAACAAAGGUUAUCGGCCAGCGCGGACGAAGAGGUCGGGGACGUGGCAGGGGACGCGGGAGGAUUCGCUCAAGCAGAAAGAGAGCGUGAAAGAGAGGACAGAAUAGGAGCCGGGGCCCUGAACCGAUCGCGAAGCAUAAACCGACAAAGGCUGGUCGCGCAUAGUACCGCUAUGGAGAGCAUCCAGGCCGAAAGCGAGCCAAUCGACGAGGAGGACGAUGUACCCAGUCCAGGUGGGAUCCCUGCUCGCAAUGCUCGCGGCGAACGCCUCUUACUCUUCCUUGGUAUCAUUGAUAUUUUGCAAAGUUACAGGCUUAAGAAAAAGCUCGAGCACACCUGGAAAUCCAUGAUACACGACGGUGACACGGUAUCGGUACACCGGCCGGGCUUUUACGCGCAACGCUUUCAAGACUUCAUGGCCAAGACAGUAUUCAAGAAGAUACCGUCACUGGACCUGCCUGAGAUUAAGGGGAAUCAUCGCAAAUUCCGUAACCUCGUCACCAGCUACAUAGCGUUGAAACAUUCCCCGUCGAAGAGAAAAAGCAUCACCAGGCCGCUCAGGCCUCUGGACGGCGACUUCGAUUCCACCGCGGUGCCGACAACCGGAAGUACGACAAUGCAUGCUACGUCACCUACGAAGGCCGUGACGCCGACAGACCCCAUGAUCAGCACGACCAGCACCGUGGUGUCCGCCGGUUCGGCUCCGAUCGCCACCUCCACCCCGGUAAACUUCGCCAGCGGCUCGGUGAGCCCGCCCCCGUUGACCUUGGCCGCGGGCCCGAUCCCGGUCCCGGUCCACCAAGAACCAGUCCAGGCGAGCUCGGCGGCCAAGGCGACGAGCUACCCGGCCGUGCUGAAGGGCAGGACCGCCGCCAGCCCGCCGAUCCCGAACCUGGUACCCUCCGGCAAGGUACCGCCCCCUGUCCCGCCAAGAGGCACCGGUCAGUCGAGGACCGCCGGCAGGUCCUCGGAGGAGCACCGUGGCCCCGGGACGGCCACCUCGACGUCCUCGAUCACAUCCAGCCGAGGUGGCACCCUUCCUUCCACCUGCUCCACCCCGCCCCCGCCCUUUGACGAUGCAGUGCGCUCGAACGACCAAACCCUGGCUUCCGGUGGUCAACUGCAGCAGGGUGCGCCGACUACGAUCUUAACGAGCAGUCUGAGCAGUGCUCAGUCCAAGCAGAACAAGGUCGUGCACCACGUCACCCUAACAAAGACCUAUCACGACGCGGUCAGUAUAUCCGACGUUCACUUGGAGAGCAGCGGUAGCGGAAGCGGAAGCGGCGGAAGGGAGACGAAGUCGUCGCUGAGCGUCGAGAGCGGCGGCAGCAGUCGAGGCGGCGGUGGCCUCACCUGGACACCACCUGCGGGCAGCAACGAGGGCUCGACGCCCACUUGGACCGAGGGUACUCCGUCCUACACGGAGAGCUCCAGCAGCGGUGACGCAGGUUGCCCGACGACGCCGAUCAGGGGCAGCCAGCGUCAGGACGACGGAGGGAGGAUCGCUGCCACCGUCGAAGAGGCGCUAGCCAGUCUCACUACCGAAAUGACGUUAUUGAACGAGUCGCUUCAGGUUCUACCGUAGAGAAAACGACCAUUUCGGUGUCGUCGGAGAAGUCAUUGGCCAUCCAGACGCAUUAUUAUACAUACACACGACUACGAAAAAAAAAAAAAACAAAAUAAUAAUAAUAAUAAUAAUAAAGAAAACACAGAAACUGUAUUAUACGCGAUACACGACAGACGUUUAAGAGUGAUUGAAGCGGGAUUAACCGAUGCUACCGUGUACGUAUAUACAUAUGAACGAGCAAGAUGUUUAUACAUAUAUAGUAGAUGAGAAAGAGAGAGAGAGAGAGAGAGAGAGAGAGAACGUGAGGGAGAGAAAGGUAGAGAGAAAGAGUGAGAGAGAAAGGUUCCAGUAGAAGUCGCAACGAGCAAAAAAGAAAACAUGUAAACGCGUCGCUGACAUUAAUAAUAGGCGUGAGAGUUAUCGUGAACGUUUUGAAAAACCAAAAUGUUGUUCAAUUUCACGUACAUAUACGUACAUAUAUAUAUGUAUUAUGGUAUUGUCCUUGAGAAAGCGCUUUCGACAGUCGAUAUAUAUAUAUAUAUAUAUUAUAUAUAGAUUGUAUUUAGGAACUGGUGGUAACGAUCUAGUCGCAACUCGGUGAUCGGUCCGCGAUCUUCUUCGAGUUGUUUCGCUCUCUAGAUUUUUGUAUUCUCUAUCGUUUUCGGCUUUUCAUUCUCUCGUGUCGGCCUUUUCCACAUAUCUUAUUCUUUCGUCCAGGCUUAUUCUUGGUUCGACGGACAACGAUUAUCGUAACAAACGGAUUGGGAUGUCGACGCCUUUUCUUUCAUAUCCGCGUUGUCGUCGCCGUUGAAAUUCGAGUUGCUUGCUUCGAUCGUCGUUCAACAAAUUAUGCAAUUGGGGCAAUCGUUGAUUGCGCAUUUCGAAAUGUGUCUCGAUCGAUUCGAGAUUUGUUUGAAUCGGUUGUUCGAAUAUUUCUUACGAUUAAUGAUUGGAUUACAAAUUCGUACAAAUUUGAAUUUAGGCGGAUUUCUAAUGUAAAUUUUAAUUUGGAUGUAUUUUUAACGUAAAUUUGUCAAUUUCGAGAAGGUAAUCCAAUUGGGAUCAGAUUUAUUACUGUUUAAAAUCUUAUUUCUUACGAUUAAGAAUUGGAUCCUUCGUACAAAUUUUAAUUUCGGCGAGUUUUUAAUAUAAAUUUGAAUUUAGGCGGAUUUCUAAUGUAAAUUUUAAUUUGGAUGGAUUUUUAACGUAAAUUUGUCAAUUUCGAGAAGGUAAUCCAAUUGGGAUCAGAUUUAUUACUGUUUAAAAUCUUAUUUCUUACGAUUAAGAAUUGGAUCCUUCGUACAAAUUUUAAUUUCGGCGAGUUUUUAAUAUAAAUUUGAAUUUAGGCGGAUUUCUAAUGUAAAUUUUAAUUUGGAUGGAUUUUUAACGUAAAUUUGUCAAUUUCGAGAAGGUAAUCCAAUUGGGAUCAGAUUUAUUACUGUUUAAAAUCUUAUUUCUUACGAUUAAGAAUUGGAUCCUUCGUACAAAUUUUAAUUUCGGCGAGUUUUUAAUAUAAAUUUGAAUUUAGGCGGAUUUCUAAUGUAAAUUUUAAUUUGGAUGGAUUUUUAACGUAAAUUUGUCAAUUUCGAGAAGGUAAUCCAAUUGGGAUCAGAUUUAUUACUGUUUAAAAUCUUAUUUCUUACGAUUAAGAAUUGGAUCCUUCGUACAAAUUUUAAUUUCGGCGAGUUUUUAAUAUAAAUUUGAAUUUAGGCGGAUUUCUAAUGUAAAUUUUAAUUUGGAUGGAUUUUUAACGUAAAUUUGUCAAUUUCGAGAAGGUAAUCCAAUUGGGAUCAGAUUUAUUACUGUUUAAAAUCUUAUUUCUUACGAUUAAGAAUUGGAUCCUUCGUACAAAUUUUAAUUUCGGCGAGUUUUUAAUAUAAAUUUGAAUUUAGGCGGAUUUCUAAUGUAAAUUUUAAUUUGGAUGGAUUUUUAACGUAAAUUUGUCAAUUUCGAGAAGGUAAUCCAAUUGGGAUCAGAUUUAUUACUGUUUAAAAUCUUAUUUCUUACGAUUAAGAAUUGGAUCCUUCGUACAAAUUUUAAUUUCGGCGAGUUUUUAAUAUAAAUUUGAAUUUAGGCGGAUUUCUAAUGUAAAUUUUAAUUUGGAUGGAUUUUUAACGUAAAUUUGUCAAUUUCGAGAAGGUAAUCCAAUUGGGAUCAGAUUUAUUACUGUUUAAAAUCUUAUUUCUUACGAUUAAGAAUUGGAUCCUUCGUAUAAAUUUUAAUUUCAGCGAGUUUUUAAUAUAAAUUUGAAUUUGAGUGGAUUUCUAAUGCAAAUUUUAAUUUGGAUGGAUUUUUAAUGUAAAUUUAUAUAUAUAAAUUUCAAGAAGGUAAUCCAACUGGGAUCAGAUUUAUUACUGUUUAAAAUCUUAUUUCUUACGAUUAAGAAUUGGAUCCUUCGUACAAAUUUUAAUUUCGGCGAGUUUUUAAUAUAAAUUUGAAUUUGAGCGGAUUUCUAAUGCAAAUUUUAAUUUGGAUUUUUAAUGCAAAUUUAUAAAUUUCGAGAAGGUAAUCCACACACAAUUGGAAUGAGAUUUAUUACUGUUUAAAAUCUUAUUUUUAUUUCGCGCGACACCGAAUCGUUCGAAUACCUCGAUUACGUAUAAAACGUGUUCAAUGUUAAAUUUCAAAUCGAAGGAGAAGAGCGACUCCGAGUUUCGAUGGCAUAAUCGAUCGCUGUAGUACUCUCUUACGCGGAUCGAGCGGCCGAGAGAGGUUGAAGAAGCUUAAUAAACUCGUAGCUUUGUUAACUCGA